This is a messenger RNA of Diospyros lotus (date-plum), 448 nucleotides long. RefSeq names its product heavy metal-associated isoprenylated plant protein 12-like. Gene Ontology annotation, molecular function: metal ion binding. The transcript is spliced from 3 exons. Bases 1 to 405 code for a protein of 134 amino acids. The record is from RefSeq and is a predicted model, not a curated record. Lineage: Eukaryota; Viridiplantae; Streptophyta; Magnoliopsida; Ericales; Ebenaceae.
AUGAAGAAGGUGGUACUGAAACUGGAAAUUCACGACGACAAGUGCAAGAGGAAAGCCAUGACCAGAGUCUCCGGCCUUGCGGGAGUUGAAUCAAUUGGCAUGAACGCAAAGGACAGCAAGUUGACGGUGAUAGGGGAUGUGGAUCCAGUCGUAGUGGCGGGCAAGCUGAGAAAGAUCUGCCGCGCAGAGAUCGUGUCUGUUGGACCGGCGAAAGAAGAGAAAAAGCUGCCGGCGUGGGCGAAGGAGGAUCCGAUUAAGAAAAAAGAUCCGAAGGAUGAGUACGGGCCUUGGUACGUGAAGACCUACGGGAGCCACCCGGCAACUAUCUAUUACCCACCGCCUCCAAGUUAUGACGGCUAUUACAGACCCGUAGAAGAGGAUCCGAAUGGCUGUGUUAUCUGCUGAAUCCGUAAUUCUCAGUUCUCCGACGAAGCAGAGCCGGGAGAAA